CUGGGCGGGCCUGGGAAGCACGUUUUGCGGCGCGUUGCAUCAGCUGCCGGGGCCUGCGCAACUGAAGCCAGCCCGGUUGAGUUCGCUGGCUGCCGCUUCCAUUGGGCUCCUCGCCGCCGCGGAGGGAAGAACCGGCUCAGCCUGUGCAAGGAAGGAAGGAAGAUGGAGACGGCGGCAGAUGAACAGGUAAGGGGGCUCCAGUUUGCGCCCAGCCUCCAUGGCGAGGCUGGCUGGAGGCAGCACCCGCCCUCGGUGCCUCCAGACUUAAAAGGAGGCCUCGCCUUGGGCUCUUUUUCUCUCGCUUUCAAAGAAGCUCCUCCGAGGAGUCUCGGCUGGGUUUGUAACGUGAGGACGCUGCUUGCGCGCACGGCCACUUUUACGCAGCGCCCUUGGCUGUGAAAUCUUUGGCGUGUCGCCUCCUUUCAUAUUAUAACUGACCCCCCCCCCCCCAUACGUAGAAAUGAAAUAGUUGUUUUCCCCCCUGGUAACCUCGCACCCUCCCUUUGCUAGAAUACAAGGCCUUUCCUCGCAGGGACCUCCUGACACCCGCCUGUAAUGUGUGAAGCGUCAUACACGUGGGCAGUAUAGUGUUACGUGGACUCUCGGGAAGCUGCCAUGCAAAUGUCAGCGAGGAUGUUGUAGUUCGAAGGCCAACAGUCACAGCUACUGCCACACCACCCUUUUUCCCGAAUCAAGCUGGGUGCUUGUCUUUUAAUUAUUUUCUCUAUUAAAAAACAAAACCUGCUUGGUAUUCCUCCAAGGAGCUGGGAGUGUUGUGUAUAGAUGGGGGUCAUUCAAUAAAGAAUGGUAGUUGCUGUUUCGUUUCCUCUCCAAGGUAGGGCAGCCCUUCCUGUAAAGCAAGUGGGAUCUAGGAUCAAAAAAAGUUGCCUCAUACAGAGUCAGGCCAUUGGUUCAUCUAGCUUAGUACUGUUGACACAGGCUGGCAGCAAUUCUGAAUUUCAAAUGAGGGGAAUUCCUAGCUCUGCUUGGAAAUUCUGGGAAUUGAACCAGAGACAUUGUUCAGGCACAGCAGGUGCCCUUCCUCUGCUAUGGACCUUUAAAUACCUAUUUUUAAAAUAAGAAAAAAGAGAGGAAGUGCGUUUCAUUAAUUUCAAACAAAUUGGACUGUUUCUUUUUAAAAUCCUUGCCACUGUCCUGAUUUUUGUGGUGUCCAGUUUUCUUGUUUUACUUUAGUUUUGUGAACUGUCCUGAGAUCUCUCCUACAGAGCAAUCUGGGGAUCUGAUAAAUCAGUCAAAAAACAGCCACAGGCUGCAUCUUGAUGUACAAAGGCAAUAUGCUCAUCUGAUCACCAGAUGCUUGAGGAUAAGUCUGCCUCCAUCUUGAUAUUUCUGGGUUGCUUGGCUGCUCCUGGGCAUAGAAUGCCAGCCUAGAUGGUCUCCUGCUGCCCAAGUUUAUUAGGAAGUGUGAAUACAGAACACUUCACCAUGGCGGCAGCUUUGGAUUAAUCCAUCUGCAGCUCCAAAUUGUGAGUAUGAAAGAGAAAUAAAAAUGGAUUGAAGUACAACAGGCAUGUGUUGAAAGCCCCCUCAGUACAUUCACUCAUUGACAGUGGUUGUCAACUUUUAGAGACAAGGAAGGGCUCGUUCCCUGUUUGUGCGCCAGCGAGGAGUGCCAAUGGGCUACAGGCACAAAUUGUUUUGGGAUUCCUGCUUUUAACUUGGCAGAAUUGGAUCACCAAGUGAGUAGUCCUCAACACUUUCAGGUUUGGCAAUGCAAGGUCCCUGGGUAACAGUUUGUGCAUUGGCAUCGCCUGUGCUUUCUGAGGAAAGAACGGCUGUGUUUCUGCCCUUUUCUUCAAAAAGAAGCUUGCAGGCCAGGGAAUGCAAUGCCAAAGGGAGCCUCCCAUCUUGACAACUGCGUAGCUAAGCAUUUUGACUCACCCAAAGUAGGAGUUGGUUUGUUUAUUAUUAUUAUUAAUCUUACUUUCUUUUAGCUUAAUAAGAGGGUUGUUACUAACAGAAAUGGAUUUGAGAUUCCGGUGCAGCUAAAAUGUUUAAUUAUCCUGAGUGUAUUCACACUAAAGUUACAGAAAUUCCUCUGCUGUUUCUAAACAGAAUAAUGAUUUUUGUAGCAGGAUUAAUGAUGACACUUUUUGAAACAAGUGCCUUGGUGGUUUUCUUUUAUUCUUCUAGAUCAUUGCUGGGGGAGAGAAGAAGAAAGAACCAGGAAAGAAGAACAAGAAGGAGGGAACUGGCGAUGGUGGGUGCUUGGAGGUAAGCCUCUACUUCAUGUUUCACAACGAUGGGCAACUGGUGGUCCUCUAGAUGUUGUUUGACUACAGACCGUUGACUGUGGUUCCUGGGGCUGAUGAGAGCCCAGCAACAUCCCACCUCUGUACUUAAACUAUUUACACCCUGACCUGGAGCAUAUUUACUUGGGAAGUAAGUUGCCCUGAUUUUUCCAUGCAAUUUAUUUCUGAAUAGGUGUGCCCUUAAAACUUUUUCCCCCAGGGUUUUCUCACAGUUUGAGUUUGGAGGGAUGCAAAAGCAAGGUACACCCUCCGGCUCUCUUGCCCCUUCUGUCAACCAACCUUUUCUGAUAACAGACCUCUCUCUGUACCAUAGGCAGGGUGCUCCAAGAAGGCACCUGUAGAUAAUUUGGUCUUUAUGGCGCAACCUCUAAAAGUCUUAUCUACAUGUGGAUCCAGGUAUACAUACAAACAUCUCCCUGUAACAUAGAAGCAUUAUGGGGCUUAGUUGAGAUGUGCUGGAGGUUGCUCAGAGGCCUGAAGGGAUGUGUAAUCUGGCCAGCUAUGGUUAUAUUUGAGAUGGUUGGGUAGGAACAUAAAAACAGCCUGGGUGGAUCAGACCCAAAUGUCUCCCCAGUCCAUAACUUUGUUUGUAACAGUGGCUGGACUUAGGCCUCUGGGGUGCAUUCAAGCAGAGCAUGGAGGCAAGAGUUUUUGCUUUUUAACCCCCACCCCAAAUAUUUGGUACUCAGAUGUGUACUGCUAUUCAAUAUGCAGAUUCCAUUUUGUUAUAACAAGCUAUAGUAAAAUGAUAUGUUGACUUCUGAAUGGUUUCUGAGACUCUGAAUAAAAGUAUGCUUACUAAGGUUUUGUGCAACUGCUUUAUUAAUGGCAUGGCUACUUUUGAAGUACAUUAAAUAUUUUAGAUGAACUCUGAAGUACAGUGGUACCUCCAGUUAUGAACAGGAUCUGUUCUGGAGGCCCGGCCAUAUCCCAAAGAUUUCAUAACCAGAGGACUGUUUCUGAGCUUGCGUGAGCGGCAAACCCACUUUCGGGUUUGCUGCAUUCGCAACCCGAAGAUUAUGUUACCUGAAGGUCAUGUAACCUGAGGGUCCACUGUAGUUAAUAAGACUGGUUUCCACAAAACUCCUUUUUCUCCACCUUUCCUUUUUGCAUGCAGCUGAGUCAGUUGCCUGACUACAUCAACCCGCGACUAGAAAUGUAUCAUAAACUGAAAGCAGAACAUGACGCGCUUAUGGCAGAACGAGCUGCUAAAGAAAGCCGGCCCAUUAAAGUUACCUUACCUGACGGCAAGCAAGUUGAUGCUGAAUCCUGGAAGACAACGCCAUACCAAAUUGCCUGUGGAAUCAGGUGAGCUUCCUCUUGGAGUGCAGAAUUUCUUAUUUGGGUAUUUAAUCCUUAAUAGUGUGCUAACCACCCUCUCCUCUGCUUUUAUUCUUCUUUCUUUCUCUAAAAUUGUAUUCAAUAUUUUCAAAAGCGAUUUAUUAUAGGAAUAAGCUUAUUGUGAAGAUGCUUGCUUCAAUGAGGUAUAUUAAAGUGAUCACACACACACACACACACACACACACACACGUUGGCAGUAGUUCUAUGCUACUUCAUGUAGCUAACUGUUAGUCGCUGGAUAAUAAUUUUGAAUUAAACUCAGGAAAUUCUAUACCUUACAAAAAUCUUCUCUUGAGCAAAAGAGCUUGAUCCACUAAACACACAGACUCUGAUAGCAGGUUUUUAUAUCUUGAAAAAUAAUCUUUGAAUAGCCCUGGUAGGAUUAGGAAGUUGGUUCAUUGCUUAUGGGAGUGCACAUUCGGAGAAGUGAUCAGUUGUAACUCAUGUGCUAUUGAAGUAUAUCUGUUGUUUCUUGUUGUAUACAAACAGCUUAUUAUAACUAUUUUGCCUUUUUAGUCAAGGUUUGGCCGACAACACGGUUAUUGCUCGAGUGAACAAAAUGGUUUGGGAUCUAGAUCGUCCUUUGGAGGCAGACUGCUGCUUGGAACUGCUAAAGUUUGAUGAUGAUGAAGCAAAAGCGGUAAUCUACUAUUUAUAAACUGCCCAUUAAGGAAGGAAGGCUUUAAAAGAGAAUACCUGGGCUGGGUUUAAUUUUUAGGAAUAAUUUCUUCAACAUCUCAGGCAAUUGAUGUUUCAACUGAUGAGCAUUCUGCACUCAACAUAUAGUUUUCUAAAUCUUUCACUGAGCAGCAAUGUCUGGCGCCCUGUCAUCACCUGCUGUUCAGUUUCUCUGAGCUUUAAAACCAUUUUAAUUGUUCUGAAAAGUAGGUUUUGUUUGAGGGCAUGUGUAAAGGGACUCUCCAGAGUGGGACAAUUGUCCUAAUUAUGUUGAAACGUAUGGUCUAGUGGCUAGUGUUGGACUAUGACCGAGGAGAGCAGUCCCCACUCAGCCAUGAAGCUUGCUGGGUGACUUUGGGCCACUUACUGUCUCUGAGCCUAACCUACCUUACAAGGUUGUUGUAGUGAUUAAAUGAGGAAGUGGAGAACAAAGAGUUCCACCUUGAGCUCUUUGGAGAAAAGAUGGGAUAUAAAAUGAAUGAAAUUGGGGUGAUAGCUCAGAGCAGAUGUAUUGAAAUCAAUGGACUAAAAUUUACAUCACUUGAGUUUAAUGAGUCUAUUCAAUAUGACUAGCGUUGGAUGUUUCUUUCAAUAAUCUUCAAGCAUUUUUUAAAAUUGGGAAAUCACUCUUUAUUAAGAUAGAGAUUAGCACAGAGUUUAGUGUUUUUGGAAGAAUUAAUUAUGCCAAGUAAUACAAAAAGGGAGGGAUGCGGGUGGCACUGUGGGUUAAACAACAGAGCCUAGGACUAGCCGAUCAGAAGGUCGGCAGUUCGAAUCCCCGCAACAGGGUGAGCUCCCAUUGCUGCCAACCUAGCAGUUUGAAAGCACAUCAAAGUGCAAGUAGCUAAAUAGGUACCGCUCCGGCGGGAAGAUAAAUGGCGUUUCUGUGCGCUGCUCCGGUUCGCCAGAAGCGGCUUAGUCAUGCUGGCCACAUGACCCGGAAGCUGUACGCCGGCUCCCUUGGCCAGUAAAGUGAGAUGAGCGCCGCAACCCCAGAGUUGCUCACGACAGGACCUGAUGGUCAGGGGUCCUUUAAUGCAAAAAGGGGAGCGGAAGAUUUAAAUGUUAUAUUAUAACUCUUGAACUACUGUGGAAAAGGAAGAUGUUAGAUGAUGGCAGCCCAGGAGUCUGAGCUCCCUCUCUUUCUUCCCCUCUUGCUAGGUGUAUUGGCACUCAAGUGCCCAUAUAAUGGGUGAAGCCAUGGAAAAAGUAUAUGGUGGCUGCUUGUGUUAUGGCCCGCCGAUAGAGAAUGGGUUUUAUUACGACAUGUUCCUUGAAGAUGGGUAAGUUUUUGCUCUUGUUAAAGUGAAAGUAUCUGGAUUGUUCUAUACUGUAGCCUAGCCUAGAUGAAAGAAAACACAAAUCCCCCUGGAACAUGGAUUGAAUAAGUCUGUGAAUUUAAAUUGUUUGCUGUUUUCCUUCAUGAUGAUGUCGGAAUGACUGGUAGUGUACAUUCUCUGACUCUCUGGUUCCUGUUUGCCUAGAGGCCAGCCUUCUUGGUAUGGCAAAUUGUGUUUUUGUGAUGGAACACGUGUUAAUGUAAGAGAGAGAUAGAGCUCAAGAAAACAACCUGCACAUCUUUAUUAAAAAAUAAUAAUAAUUGUCCACUCUAGGGGUGUCUCUAGCAAUGACUUUCCUGGUCUAGAGGCAUUAUGCAAGAAAAUUAUGAAAGAGAAGCAACCCUUUGAGCGACUGGAAAUUAAGAAGGAAACCUUGCUUGAAAUGUUUAAGGUAAGAUUUCAGAGCAUAUGGUUCAUGUCGUCUGUAACUAUCACGUCUACAACAGUGUUAGCUGUGUGUUCUUUUGCAAUUUUUUAUCUGGUUAUUUGAAUGCAGAUUAUUAGUUUACCCACGUCUUAUGGUCUUGAUGGAUGGCAGAUUCCAUUUCAGCAAUCUUAGGUAGAAGAUUCUUUUUUUCACUAAGCUAUUGCCAAAUACACCCCCUUCCAUUGUGCUGUGGGUAUUCUUUUCAAAUCAACUGCUUACUGCAGUAUUGAAUGGUUCAGUUGGCAUAAUGCUUUGAAACAUAUACUGUAUUUACUAGAUUAUGACAAAGAUUUAAGAUGGAAAUAUGUUACAGAAAUCUCAGAAUCCUAAUCAUUCUCCCUUGAACUUCUCUGCUUCUCACUAGUUUACUAAUCUCACAAUCCAGUAUUGGUUUGUGUAAGUCCUAUGGUAUGAACAUAUAGGUAAAGAACAGUUUUUUGGCUCAUUGUAUUAUGAAUCUUGCAAUCACUAGGCUGGGAAUUAUGUGCAACUAUUGGCUCGUGAAGUUCUGCAGAGUCCUGGCUUCCAUUUCUGUUAAGGUCAGACAGAAUGGAGAUUUCAAGUAAGGCUGAAGAUUUGCUGAAUAUUGGAUGAUGCAGUUGUAGAGCAACCCAUAUUUUCCUUGAGACAUCUUUUAAGAUUGUUUGACUUCAUGAGACAGAGAAAUAAAAUUCUUAGUGUCUGUAGAAUGACUUUUUGUUUUUAUGGUUCCCUUUUGUAUGAUUCGGCAAUAUAUUACAGGCAUAUGUAAAGAUGCAGUUUGGAUCUUAACAGUGGCAUAGAAUUAACUCCCACUCUUCUGUUUUUCUCAAAGUACAAUAAGUUCAAGUGUCGGAUCUUGAAUGAAAAAGUCAACACUCCAACUACUACUGUAUACAGGUAAAAGAAUACAAAAAUCAGCCAAACCGAGAGCUCCUAUAGUGUAACUAUUCGGGAGUCUGAUUGUUAUCGUUGUGUGGUUUUAGGUGUGGCCCUUUGAUCGAUCUCUGCAGAGGACCUCACGUCAGGCAUACUGGUAAAAUAAAGGCAUUAAAAAUACAUAAGGUAAGAAAUUAAACAAUAGUGCAAUUAAAGUAAGAGUGUAGAAAUCUCAGGGCUAAUCCUCAGUGGUAGGAUUUUCUGGGAGUGUGCUGAGGUUUUAAAAUCAGAUCAAAAAUCAGUUUAAUUAAUGAAGAAUUAAUUCAUUAGAGUGGUUUUUAGCCAAUGUAGAGCUCUACAAUUCAUGCCCAUUCUCCUAUACUGCACUGCAGAUAGGAAGACAAGAAACCUAUAUACCAGUUUAACUUACCUGAAUUGUUUUUGUAAAUUGAGGUUUUUUCAAGCAGUGUAUAAAUUCUAUGAAGUAGAUAAAUUAGAUACUAUUAAGUUAAAGAGUUUUUUUUUUAAAGGUACCAUAUUCUCAUGCUAGCUAUUGAACUCAAUGGACUGAAAGAAAAUACUUUGGCCCCAUUUAAGUUAGCAUAUAUUUCAUGUGGCAGUAAAGGCUUUGUAAGUCCCACUGACUUCAGUGAGAUUUUUAAGCCCUUAUGCUGCUUUGGUUUUUGUCCAUUCUCUUGUCUUUGUGUAUUGUGGCCAUAGUUGUCAAAUGAUGGGGCUGCUUUUUUGGGGAUGCAGCUUUAGAAUAUGCAACUAUUUGUUUACAUUACUUUUUAAUACAGUGGUGCCUCGCAAGACGAAAUUAAUUCGUUCUGCGAGUUUUUUCGUCUUGCGAGGCAUUCGUCUUGCGGGGUACCACUGUAUCCUCAUCUUCCCCUCCCACUGGUUUUCUCAAGCACAAGAAACUUUAAAGUAUCUGAGAAUGUAAGAAGUAUGCAGCUUCAAAACACAGAUCUUACACAUAGUGAAGCCUUCCUGAGUAAAGUUUAGAGUUGCUGUUAAUAAGCUCUGCAACAUCGCUUUGUGGUAUUAAACUGUUUCUGUGAUUCCAGAAUUCUUCUACAUAUUGGGAAGGGAAGUCUGAUAUGGAAAGCCUGCAGAGAAUUUAUGGAAUUUCAUUCCCAGAUCCAAAAAUGCUGAAAGAAUGGGAGAAGUUCCAAGAGGAGGCGAAAAACAGAGACCACAGAAAAAUUGGGCGGGUAAGAUUAACAUUGGUAGCAUGGAUUUGAGCUGGUCAUAUGAGGAGAGUAAAAUUGCUCCUUAAUGUUUUCGAUGUAAUAAAAUAAAUGGUCUGUUUAAUUCUGUAGGCAUUAUUUCAAAAUAUUUUUAAAGUAUGUAUUUAUUACUUAAGAUGCUGAAUAUUUAGAUGUAGGCAUGCAUUAACUUUUAGCGUUUGUUUACUGUACAGAUGGCAACCAUUUUAGGCAUGUCCAAUUGAUGUGUGGGCCCUUUUGGACCCCGAAGAGGUAGAACAGGAGAUGGAAAGAGACAGAACACGCUUUUGCACACGGUGCGAUGUGCAGAGGGGCUGCACAUUGAACCCCCACGUGAAAAAACCCCCACAUGAAAUGGUUGCUGCCUGUAUUGCAGGGAUGGGGGACUUCUGGGCUGUGGCUUCCCAAGCCUUUGAAUUGGGCCCAUGGCACUCUCCCUAUGCCACAGUCCCGCAUUGACUCACUUCACUUCCCCGCUUUGUUCUGCUCCCUCCAUGAAUGCAGCAAAGUGACCAUGGAGAAAGAGAAGGAUUUCAUUCUUGGCCGACUACUCUGAUGAAGCAGAGUCCACUAUCCCUGCUUUGACAGCCCAUUCUCUUCCUGCAUUUCGCUUUUCUGAGCUUGGCUGCCUUGCUGUGCCUUGUGAAAGGGGAGCCCCCUUCUUAGCACACAGAGAGCUGGCUGCCUUCCACUAAGGCCAGCUCACUGUCUUCCCUCAUGAAAGACUCGCCUCUAAAACCUGGUGGAGGCAAAUGGAACAUGGGGUGAAAAAUUAAGGAUCCAAUGGCAAAUGCCACCAAACCGUUAAACUUUUUUUUCAUUCGUCAUAGUUUCUCUGAAUGUUCCUUUUCUUUUUCUUCACGCUGUGGUGGAGUCUUCCUACUUAUUUUCCGCCUCUUCUGGAGAAUGUUCACGUUUUCUUAGAGAAGCUGUGUAUGUUUUGAAGGCCUGGCUCCUUUUGUGUGAUGUUAUAAAGUGAUGGUUCAUUUCCAUGUUGCCUAAGAACCUCCGCCACAACUUUAGCACAGGUGCAAACUGCUUUUUGGUUUCUCUCCCCAGGAUCAAGAACUGUUUUUCUUCCAUGAACUCAGUCCUGGGAGCUGUUUUUUCUUACCAAAAGGAGCAUAUAUCUAUAAUACGCUGAUAGCAUUUAUUAGGGUAAGUUUGAGACACAUGUCCAGUUCAUCUUUGCCAGCAGCCGCAUGUGAUCUCUUGGAACAGCGACUUGCGUUUGCACAGAGGCAACGCAAAGGAGAAGAUUGCAUUGACUGCUUUCAAAGCUCCUAUGUGCAGUCUGUUUCAUAUAAGACAUGUACAUAUAAGACAUGUUUCUGCUAGACAUGUACAGUCACAUGGCAGUAGCUCGGUAAGUUAACCCUUGUGCUGCCUUCACAAAAAACCAACAACAACCCAGGUUUAUCACGCUUUAGCAGGAUCACUUUGUAGCUGGCAGCAGCAUUUGGCUUUGUGGUCACAAGUUGUGAAAGCCUGUAUUAAAGCCAAGUAUAACAACAGAAACAGAGUACAGCCGAUCAGCCUCUUGAAUUACUCACAAAUUAUUAACUGUACAAGUCACUCAUAGCUUUAAUGGAUUUCUAUUGAUUUUGGGGCCCGUCUGACAACUAGACUAUCAGUUCAUGAUUUCAUUGAUCUGAUCAUUAAAAGAAGUGGGUGGCUAUGAGUUACAGUCCUUGGCAAGGUCUAUAAUGUUUGUUUCAGAUUUGGUGUUACGUAGUCAUAGAUGUAGGGACGCAGGUGGCGCUGUGGUCUAAACCACUGAGCCUCUUGGGCUUGCCAAUCAGAAGGUUGGUGGUUCGAAUCCCCGUGACGGGGUGAGCUCCAGUUUCUCAGUCCCAGCUCCUGCCAACCUAGCAGUUUGAAAGCACACCAGUGUAAGUAGAUAGAUAGGUACCGCUCUGGUGGGAAGGUAAACGGCGUUUCCGUGCGCUGCUCUGGUUUUGCCAGAAGCAGUUUAGUCAUGCUGGCCAUAUGACCCGGAUAAACUGUCUGCGGUCAAAUGUUGGCUCCCUCGGCCAGUAAAGCAAGAUGAGCACCGCAACCCCAGAGUCGUUCGCGACUGGACUUUACUGUCAGGGGUCCUUUACCUUUACCUUUUUAGUCAUAGAUGUGUGUUGUGCUGACCCUCUGGCAUCAAAAGGCACAUUGCAACUGUGAUGUCCUCUUUCUUUGUGGAACACACUUUUUCUCUAGCCCCUAUACCCCAUUAUUAUUAUUAUUAUUAUUAUUAAAGUUGGGGGGGAGCAGGCUAAUAGGCCUAGUUUGUUGAUCUGCCAUGAAGAGUGCUUUGCUCAAUUUUGACAUAGAUUUAACAUCUCUGUAGGCGUUUGAAUCAUCGACCAGACUUUCUCAGUCUGCCUCCUCUUAGGUGUUUCUGAUUUUUAACUCUCUUCUUUUUUCCAGAGUGAAUACCGAAAGCGAGGAUUCCAGGAAGUUGUGACACCAAACGUCUACAACAGCAAGCUCUGGGUGACUUCAGGGCACUGGCAGCAUUACAGUGACAACAUGUUUUCCUUUGAGGUGGAAAAAGAGAUCUUUGCUCUGAAGCCGAUGAACUGCCCCGGACAUUGGUACUUGCUUAGUCGGGGACUGCUUUGAGAUUACUUCACUUUCUUUCCCCUUCCUAGUAAACUCUUGUGUGCUGCUUGGCCGCUGUCGAACCACCCUUGCAAGGGUGGAUAAAAAUCAACGAUUUUUUUUAAAAAAAUAAAUAAUAAAAAUCAGAUUUAAAAAAAAUUUAAAUCAGAUUUUUAAAAAUUUAUAUUGGAUUUUUAAAAUAAAAUGCUUUUGGAGGAAAAAAUCUUUCUAAAGAUAGUUUUCUAUUAAAGUUACAUUAUAGUCCAAAGGCUAUUUAUCAGGAAAUAAGGAUUUGUUUUAAGUUUUUCAUGUUUGCUAAAACUCAGUAUAAGGUUUGUUUGUUUUUAAAAAAUAAUAAUUGUUUAACCACAUCAUUUAACAGACAUGGAUACAUAUGCUAUAAUGUUAUUGUUUUAGUUAAAUAAAUUCUUAUUAAGGAAAUGAUUAUUUUUUUCCUUCCUAUAAUGUACAGCAGAAAAGUUGUCCAAAUAUAAACAGUUAACUUAUUAAACCUCACAAUAAUUUCACAAUUAUCUGUCCAUGUAUUUCUAAUAGUAUCACCAAAUCAGUAAUUUUUGAUAUAACUGUAAAAACUACUCUGAAAAUAUAUUAUUCCAAAAAUGAAACCUUACUCUGGUUGUAAGUAUUAAGACGCUACCAGCAAGAAUGAGUCUUUCUGUAGAAAAUGAUUGAAAAUCAAGUCUUACUGACUAGUUAAAUUGAUUUGAUUUAAAUCAAAUCCACCCUGAUCCUUGCACAGUUAAAUGUGCUAUUUAUGCUAUGUGACCUUGGGCUGUAGAGGAAAAGAUUCUGUGUCUUCAUAUGGCAAAGAGCCAAAAAAAGGACAUGGAUCAUUUUGCUGUAAUCACUGCUACUGUUACCACCAUUUUGCUCCUUCAACUUCCCUUACCUAGAUUCCUACCUGAACCUUCCUUGGAAGUGCUGUUGCUUCUCCAUAAUAAUCUCUGUGCCUCAGUCUUAUGCCAGAGACUAUGGGUCUGACUCCUGCUUUCCCCCUCGUAAGCCCCUUUGCCCUGUUCCUUUGCAUUCUACCUCUUUUCCUUUUGAACCCCCUUGAGCUAAAAAGGACCAAUUGUGACUUGUGUUUCAAAAUGUUUCAGAGUAAUCAAUCAGUGAUUGUAUUUUGCCUUUAACUAUCCGGUCAGUUAGGGACGCGGGUGGCGCUGUGGGUUAAACCAGAAGGUCGGCGGUUCGAACCCCCACAACAGGGUGAGCUCCUGUUGUUCGGUCCCUGCUCCUGCCAACCUAGCAGUUCGAAAGCACGUCAAAGUGCAAGUAGAUAAAUAGGUACCACUCCGGUGGGAAGGUAAACGGUGUUUCCGUGCACUGCUCUGGUUUGCCAGAAGCGGCUUAGUCAUGCUGGCCACAUGACCCGGAAGCUGUACGCCGGCUCCCUCAGCCAAUAAAGCGAGAUGAGCGCCGCAACCCCAGAGUCGGUCACAACUGGACCUAAUGGUCCUUUACUUUUUUAUCUGGUUAGUGCGCUGUGCCAAUCAAUCAUUUGGGAUUCCGUUUGCAGUCAGCAGAGUCAUUAGAAUGUAAACUAAAUCUGCAGCAUCUGAGGAGCUCGGCCUCUGUUGUUCAAGGCAGCCUUUGAAAGGCAUUCUCUUAUCAGAGCUGAUUUCCAACACGUGUCCUGUUUCCUCCAGCCUCAUGUUUGAUCACCGGCCCAGAUCCUGGAGGGAGCUGCCACUGCGACUGGCUGACUUUGGCGUUCUCCACCGCAACGAACUGUCAGGGACGCUGACAGGCCUCACCAGAGUGAGGCGCUUCCAGCAGGACGACGCUCACAUAUUCUGUGCCAUGGAGCAGGUACAAUAUGACACGCAGUUGUGGGCGGGAAAUGGCCUCAUGAAAACGCCGGGACUUUGACUGCAUCUCUUUUUGUUCCGUGUGCAGAUUGAAGGGGAGAUAAAGAGCUGUCUGGAGUUCUUGCGUGCCGUAUAUGACGUGUUCGGCUUCUCCUUCAAACUCAAUCUCUCCACCCGCCCUGAAAAAUACCUUGGAGACGUUGAAGUGUGGAAUCAAGCUGAAAAGGUAGCCGAUACCUCCUUGACCAGGAGCUGUUUUUUUAAGCCUAUUUAAGUGACUGCAAGAACUAAGAGGUAUUCUAGAUAACUCGAUAGGCUUCUGGUGUUAAUGGAAUUUAUGUUUUAAUUUCCUGGCCGGUGUGUGUGUGUGUGUGUGUGUGUGUGUGUGUGUGGACUAAGGUAGCAAAUGCUCCAUGCCUAUUUAUGUUCAAACCGUGCUGUGAGGAAGAGAGAAUAUAAAAUGAAUUAUGCAAUGCAAAGCCACUAACCUGUAUAUCCUCUUCCGUUAGCAACUUGAAAAUAGCCUGAAUGAAUUUGGUGAGAAGUGGGAACUGAACCCUGGGGACGGAGCAUUCUAUGGGCCAAAGGUUAGUAAAUUUGAAAACUUGCCUCCCUUCCCAGCAUCUGGUCACUUUUGAUACUUAUUCCACAAGCAGCGAUGGUGGAUAAAUUGUCCACCAGAGUUUAUUUAGUUCUUAAUUCCCACAUGUCUGUACAUACUUGUGGGAGGCAGGCAAGUUAAAUGCUGCUUAAGGAUGGGUCAGUUCUCUCUGCACUGUAUAAGCAGAAUGAUGCAUACAGUGGGCGCUUGGGUUGCGAAUGUGAUGUGUGAGGGAGGCACGUUUGCAACCUGCAGUGUUCGCAACCCACAGCGCCGCGUCUGUGCACGUGCGGGUUGCGAUUUGGUUCUUCUGCGCAUGCGCAAAGUGCGAUUUAGCGCUUCUGCGCAUGCGCUACCGCUGAAACCCGGAAGUAACCCGUUCCGGUACUUCCGGGUUUUGGCGCAUCCGUAACCUGAAAAAAUGCAACCUGAAGCGUCUGUAACCCGAGGUAUGACUGUAAUUAUUUUUCAGGCUACUUGGAAUAUAAUGGACCUGCUUCAUUCCUACUCUGGUGAACUUCCUUGCAGGGUAGAGAGUAUACAUCCAUUUCACCAUACAGAAGGCAGCCAUUACAGUUUGUGAUCUAGGCUGUGAAAUAAGGCUAGGCCCAGAUACAUUUUUCCUUUGGGGCAGGGGGAGCCAUCCCAGCCUAAUUAUGUUUAUCUAGCAAAAAAGAGUUUGUAAUUGGCCAGGUGUUCACUUUAGAAAAUGAUCAACGAAGUUGAGGAUCAAGAUGUGAUGGGGGACAGAAAGUGGCCUUGCAAGCUAACCUCACAUUAGUUGCCAGCUGGUCGGAUGUCCCGUUUGGCCACUAGGAUGCUUCACUGUUCCCCCAGUUGGCAACCAUGCUAAGGGUAGGGGCUGAGGGUGAGAGCAGAUGCAAGGUCACCUUAGCAUCGCGCUGCUCUUCCUGGCACAAACCUGUGGAGCUUAUGAAAGACUAGGAGGAAGUGAGCCCAUGGGUCCUUCCUCCAAGUGGUCCAUGGUUAAAAGAAGGUGGGAUGAGGAAAUGGGAUUUGCUUUAAAGUGUUGCUGUACCUAAGGACUCAAUUAACAUUUGCCUCAUUUCCUCACACUCCUCCCAUAACCCAAAAGAUUGACAUUCAGAUUAAAGACGCCAUUGGCCGGUACCAUCAGUGUGCUACAAUCCAGUUGGAUUUCCAGCUGCCCAUAAGAUUCAAUCUCACCUAUGUGAGGUGAGUGUGCCGUGUACUUCCUUUGACUACAAAGCGUUUCCUGUUUUAUGAGGGCUUGUGUCUUGACGGAAGCCAAUUUUUAUCUUCUAGUCAUGAUGGCACUGACAAGAAACGGCCAGUGAUUAUCCACCGUGCUAUCUUGGGAUCUGUGGAGAGGAUGAUUGCUAUCCUGACAGAAAACUAUGGAGGCAAAUGGUACUGAAUAUAUCUUUCUCUCUCUGGUUUUGCCCAGUUUGUCCAGUUUUAGCACAUCCAGUGAAGCAGGCACAGUUCAAACCAGCUCUGCUUGUUCCAGGCUCUGUUCUGCCUGGUCAUCGUAUUUUUUAAAAUGUUCAUUGGGUAGUGCAUUUGGCCGGCUCUGUGAAAUCCUAUAAGAAUUUUCAAUAUUUUGCCUGAGCAUGUGAACAGGAGGCCAGGGGUUUACAUACAAGCCCCCCCACCGCUGCACACCUGGUUUCCAACCUUCCCUGGUUUCCUGAUGGAGUGGAGGAUACUAGUUCUGUUCAAGUGAAUGUGUGAGGAACCCCCUGAAAGCUGGAAACUUUGGGAAGGGAAGCAUGUGCAAGGACGCUUGCUUGCAUGUGCACCCCUGCCCCCACGUUGCAUAUGCCCUUGCUUAUAUCUCUCACAAGUGCUUCUGCUAGGUGUCGGCACCAUGGGAAGAGUGGAAGAGAGAGUAAAGGAAAAAUAAGCAAGUCCUUGGGGAAGUGGAUUGAGAAAAGUGUCUGUGGAUACGCGUUCUGUAAAGAAAGAAGUUUGUCUCAACAAAAAGGCACGACAGAAGAAUUGCUGAGUUUGCCACCCCAAAGAGCUUAGGAAAGGUUAUUAAAAUUGUUAAAGUAAUUUCUGUGAGAAAUACAGUAAGCCUGUAACUUAUGCGCAUUUAACUUGUGCGCAUUCAGCUUUACAUGUGUGGAAUUAAAAAAAAGACUGGCGUUCCAGGAAAAAGGACUUUGGCAAUAGCACCUGCCAUGGAACCCAAUGGCCUUUGACUGCACACAGUUUUUGCUUAACUGCAAUCUCGAGAAUGUAACCCCUUCAUACGUUGCAGGUUUACUGCACUCAAAGGCUUGAUUCAAGUAUAACAAUUAAAUUUAUUAAGCCAAGAAUGAGUACUUGGCCCACAGACUUCCCCUGCCGCAUAGGUUUUGGCACUUCUUUCAUGAUUGUUGAAAUCACGAUUUCUUGUCAUGUCAAAACUGGGAACCCCAUUUCAAUUUAGGCUUACUAGGGUAUGAAACAAGGAUCUGGUCUGAUCUGAAUUAGGACAUUUCCUGUAACAAUGCAAUUUAGGUGCUUCAUGGUCAUUUUCCAAUGAACUCUCAUUAAGCGACAGGAUUGCAGAAGCAAGUUAGCUGGUACCGUCAGCCCUUUAAGCAUAACAUUGUUUGCUGUUCUGAGUGCAGUGUUGUCUUCCGAGUGGUAUAAUGAUGUCUUCUGUUAACCCUCCUACUUUUGUUUCCUCCUUGCACAAGGCCGCUCUGGUUAUCUCCUCAGCAGGUGAUGGUGGUGCCAGUUGGACCAACACUUGAUGAAUAUGCCCAAAAGGUAGGGGCUUAAUUUCUCUAGUUCCAGAUUUCCAGUCAAGUCCUAUGAGCUAAAGCACCUGCCAUUGCUUGAUGUUUUCACACUGGGCUGUUUGUAAGGCAAUUCUACACAUUUUGGCUAAGAUCCGUGGUUUGCGCAUGCACAGUUGGAGUCUUAACUCCUUUUCUUCUGAUGGACUCAUUUUUGUGCAGAUGGUAGGUAUUGACCAACUUGGUUUGUUGUAUUUCUAUGCUGCUUUCCAUUCAGAUGAAUCCCCAAAUGGCUUACAAACAAUAAAAAACAACGUCUUAAUAGAGUGUCACAAGUACGGCAUAAAUCACAUACUAUAAUUAACAAAUCACCAGUAAAACAAUUGCAUUUUACGAAAUGCUAUUAACGACCCAGCAACUAAAAAUAAAUAUCACCAUUACAGCAUGCAGGAAUGCCAUUCCCUUGCCUAUCUUUUGUCGUAUGUACAUGUAAUGUAUAUAUUGUGGGAAGCAGUGUGCAGGUGUGGGAUUCCCCUCUCUCUCUCUCUCUCUCUCUCUCUGUGUGUAAAUGUGCCUGAGCACUAAGCAAACCCUACUUUCACUUUCCUAAAAAUAUUUCUACACUUGUUAUAAAUUUGUCACCAUCUUUAAGAUACAAUGGUACCUCGGUUUAAGAACUUAAUCCGUUCCGGAAGUCUGUUCUUAAACCAAAACCGUUCUUAAACUGAGGCGCUCUUUCCCUAAUGAGGCUUCCCGCUGCCAGUGCCCUUCCACCAUUCAGAGUCUGUUCUUAAACCAAGGUAAAGUUCUCAAACCUGGACACUACUUCCACUUUUGUGGAGUUCGUAAACCGAAUAGUUCGUAAACAGGACUGUUCUUAAAUCGAGGUACCACUGUGUGUGUGCGUGCGUGUGUGUGCGCGUUUGUGCGUGUGUGCGUGCGUGUGCCCCAAAUGCACUGAUUUAUAGUGCCUAACUUGUAUACAUUCCAUUGUAAACUCUGUUGCUUCUUAAGCUUUCUCCUGAUGAAAGAACACUUGGCAUAUAUACUUUUGCUGCUGCUCAAAUUUUUCCAGUGUUUUUAAUUAUGUUUUAUGGAUAUUUAUGGACUGGGGUUGGUUUUUUUUUAAACACAUUUUGUAUGUUGUAAGCUGCCUCAGUGUACUUAGUACCUUCUUUAUUUAUAUAAAUAAAGGCUAGACCUCCGAAAAUUUAGCCUACCCAUAACCUAAAUACUUUUCUCUUGCUGUUGUCUCCAAGGUGAAGCAGCAGUUCCAUGAUGUUGGUUUAAUGGCAGACGUUGAUGUGGACGCUGGUUGCACCCUGAACAAGAAGAUAAGAAAUGCUCAGCUUGCACAGUACAACUUCAUUUUGGGUAAAAACAUCACCUUUUUGUAUGUGGUAGGACUCCAUUGGGACAAUGUGCUUCAGAGGUUACUAGCACGGGGCAGUUAUAUAAUUGUUAGCUUGUAAAGUUUGCUGCCUUUGCAAGUAGACAGCAAGAGAAGUAUUCCCUUUGGAGCUUGCCUGUGCUGCCUCGUUAGCCACAGCUAGUGCUGCCUCCAUUCUGAUUUAUGUCAGAUUUAUAGCCACCUCUUGGGGAAAUCUUUGGCACUCUUGCCUGUUAAGAAUCAAGUAAAUUGGCCCAAGUCUUCUUUGGUAGCAGAGUGGCUCAGAAACAUCUGUCUUUGGUAAUUUGUUCUGCCUCUUUAUCAGCAUUGUAAAAAGGUAAAAGAAUUCUAGGGCACGUUUUGUUCUCGGUUUAAAAAGCAGGGAAAAAAUGCAGCAAAUAUGCUUGGUGCAUGCUUGCAACAUUCAGUACUUAUCACAUCCCAAUAACAGGGGCCUGAUCAUCUUCCCUCGUGUUGCCCCUUACUUAAAUUUCAAAGGAGAAAGGGAGCAUAGACUUGCCACUCAUAUUUGACAUGAUCUGCACAUAUUUUGCAUUAGUGCACAUUCUUGUCCUCAAAUGCAAUUGGGUAUAAGUCACUUGUUCUUCUCCCACUAUUAAAUUUGUGUCCUUCCUACAGUUGCAGUGUCUCUGUAUGCUUUUUUUUAAUUAUUAUUGUUUUACAUCUUAAGUGCACCUGUGGGCUACAUUGUAGCCACUGUGACAGAAAUUCAGAGGAGCCAAAAGAGUGCAGAAAUAGUUGGAGCGUUUGUUCAGCAUCCUCCAAAAUGCAGUGUCCCAGAAUAUCUCUGAUUAUAUGCUCGUCCAGCUGUCCUUGGAAAGUGCCCAAGAAAGUUUUCUGUAAUCUUGAUAAAUUGUUCAAUUGCAGGACUUCAGUUGGUAGUUAGUGAGGUUUAGCGUAAAUCAAUUCAGUAGCAGCUCUCUAAUAUCUUUUUUAAAAAUACGUGACCAUAGUUAACAUACUUAUUUCUUAAACUCUAUUCUUUCAGGCUAUACAAACAUAUCCAGUUCCUUUUAUUGUAUAGAUUUCCCUGUUACACUGCUGUUUGAUUCUUCUCUGAAUCCUUCCCAGUUUAUCUGUAUUCUGUUGCCCAAAGCACUAAAUGAUGCAGCAGAUGUUCUGAGUUAUUAAUACUGAGCAGAGUAGCAUACAGGCAUCUCACAACUUACGGAGGGGUUAACGUUCCUGGGUACCAUGCGCAUACAUGAAACGGCUUAUAGUGGGGAACACCAUCUAAAAAGCCUGCAAACGCCCUCUAAACCUCUGGAAAAACCACCAAACUCGACCACAUUUGCUCCCUCCAAACCUCCUUUCUUAAACUCUUAACCCUCCAUAGGCCUCAAAGGUCAGUGCAAAGUCUCAUGGGAUUGCAGUUGCAAAGGCUUCUGGGAUUGCUAGCGGUUUCUCUGCCAUUUUGAAGUUUCCCUGCUCUUUUGGGGACUUUUUGCCCUUUUCAGUCCUUUUUGCAGUUUUAAUUAAUACACGGUUGAACGUGCGGAAAUGGGGAGUCGCAUGUAAUUCCUUCAUUUUGGUUCUUGAGCAUUAAGUAGUAUAUAAUUGGUUGACUCUCUCUCCCCCCCCCCCCAACAUACUUUUCAGUGGUCAACAGUAUCAAGAUCUCCUUUGUAACCUGCUUGUCUCUUUCCUGUCUUUUAGUUGUUGGUGAAAAGGAAAAGGCCAGUGGGACGGUGAACAUCCGCACCAGAGACAACAAAGUGCAUGGCGAACGCACCGUGGCUGAGACGGUGGAGAGGCUGCUGCAGCUGAAGGACUCGCGCUGCAAAAACGCUGAAGAAGAAUUUUAGCCAAGCCCUCCUUUUCCACAUUUUUUUCCUUCCCCCAUAGCAGUUAACCUUUCUGGAUUUAGCAAUGUUUGCUCUGUACUGUAUUUGAUAAGAGAUCUUUGUCAAAAGAACCAAAACACCCACUUGCUUUCGUAUGUUCAGAAAUUAAGUUUGUAAGUCCAUUUUGUAUAAAUGUGGGCAACUGCCUUGAUUAGCCUCUGCAAGCUCCAAGUCUGUGGAGCUUGAAGAAGCUAAAACUGAAAGGGACAAUGGAACAAUUAAUCAGGGAUUAAAAUGCCACUGGUAGCAACCCUCUGAUAAUUUAUCCUCUUCGUGAAAUAAAUUUGUAUUUCAGCAAGAUUGAUUAAAAUGGUGUGCUUCUUGAAGCUUUGCAGCC
Molecule: messenger RNA, 19483 nt
Organism: Podarcis lilfordi (Lilford's wall lizard)
Lineage: Eukaryota; Metazoa; Chordata; Lepidosauria; Squamata; Lacertidae
Source: the annotation of a GenBank genome assembly